UUGAAUUUAUAAAAUUUAAAAAGCGGCAGCAGUUAAGAAGUAAGAAGAAAAGGAAUGUCGUGCGAGAGAAAGGACGUGGAAAAGAAGGAAAAAGAAGAAAAAAAGGCCGAUGAAAGUAAGAAGAAAGACGAGAAGAAGGAAGAGAAGAGCAAAGGGAAAGAGGAUGAAAAGAAGGAGAACCAGAAAAUUGCCGGAGCUGUCCACAAUCAAAUGAAGAACAUCAACUAUAUGGCGGAAGGAUCGGUGAUUUCGGGAAGAUUCGAAGUUGAGGGGAUUAUUGGCGGCGGAGGAUUCGCCCAGAUCUACAGAGCUUGGGAUAAAGUUCGUAAAGAAGACUGCGCCGUCAAAGUGGAACACGCAUCACAAGAACAAGAGAUGUUCGAAGAGCUCUUCCACACAAACGAAUCACGGAUCGGACUCUUUACCGUGCAAUGGCCCAAGUUCUGAAGGCUCUCGCGUUGGUCCAUCGGGCAGAAUUCUUGCAUCGGGACAUAAAGCCACCCAAUUGUUGUAUUGGUGCAACGGAUUGUACUCGUAUCUACUUGAUUGAUUACGUUCUGACACGCCAAUACCUUGACAAGUGUGGAACCGUCCGAAACCCCCGUCCCGGACUUGGCCUUCGUGGUACAAUGCGCUACAUGAGUUUGGAUGCUCAUGCACGUCAGGACCUCGGCCCCAAAAACGACUUGGUUUCAUUCCUCUACACAACUAUUGAAUGUGGAGAUGGAUGUCUUCCAUGGUCGUACGAGAAAUCCGAGGAAAACUGCAUCAAGUUGAAGCAAGCCCAUAUUGGAGAGAAGCUGUGCAUCAAGAAACCACUCAUGACGAAAGCUGCAGAGUACAUCGAGUCUCUGAACUAUCACAGUAUUCCGGAUUAUGAGAAGCUGCUCGCAUUGAUUGAAGAGUGCAAUCCAGCGGAUCUCAAGGAAAGCGAGCCUUACGAAUGGCAGUACCGUCAGCCUCACAAUCCAAUGACACCGACAACUGGCGAAGGACUUAAUGGAACACCAGGUGGAACAAAAGAAAAUGUGACCGAGCGGAUGGCAAAUUGAAAAUAGAUCUUUCUUCAAAACUCUUCUUAUGUUCAAUACAUUUUUCUUCCAUGAAUUUUU
Molecule: messenger RNA, 1112 nt
Organism: Caenorhabditis elegans
Lineage: Eukaryota; Metazoa; Nematoda; Chromadorea; Rhabditida; Rhabditidae
Gene: F26A1.4
Product: non-specific serine/threonine protein kinase
Exons: 5
Coding region: 432-1052 (206 amino acids)
Molecular function (GO): transferase activity; kinase activity; ATP binding
Source: RefSeq, marked reviewed